Pyrgilauda ruficollis (rufous-necked snowfinch) is the source of this 12107-nucleotide messenger RNA. RefSeq names its product NADPH oxidase 4 (gene NOX4). The transcript is spliced from 18 exons. The coding region runs from base 80 to 1828 and encodes 582 amino acids. The record is from RefSeq and is a predicted model, not a curated record. Gene Ontology annotation, cellular component: NADPH oxidase complex; plasma membrane. Gene Ontology annotation, molecular function: superoxide-generating NAD(P)H oxidase activity. Gene Ontology annotation, biological process: superoxide anion generation; defense response. Lineage: Eukaryota; Metazoa; Chordata; Aves; Passeriformes; Passeridae.
GGCGGCUCGGCCCGGCUGAAAAGGAGGGCUCGCCCGGCGCCCCCCCGCCCUCCGUCCUGCCCCGCGGGCGUCCCGCACCAUGGCGCUGUCCUGGAGGAGCUGGCUGGCCAACGAGGGGAGCAAGCACCUCUUCCUGUUUUUCUGGCUCUCCCUCAAUGUAUGGCUCUUCGGGAAAACCUUCCUGCUUUAUAAUCAAGGGCUACAGUAUUAUUAUUUGCAUCAGAUGUUAGGGCUAGGAUUGUGUGUUAGCAGAGCUUCGGCGUCUGUCCUCAAUCUCAACUGCUGCCUGGUCCUGCUCCCGAUGUGCCGUGUUCUCUUGGCCUUCCUGCGGGGAUCCCAGAAGGUUGCCAGCAAGAAAACCAGAAGGCUGCUAGAUAAAAGCAAAACUUUCCAUGUGACGUGUGGUGUUACAAUAUGCAUCUUUUCAGUCUUACAUGUUGCUGCUCAUCUGGUGAAUGCUCUUAACUUCUCUGAGAACUACAAUGAAGAAUUUGUGACCCUAAAUGCAGCAAACUAUCGUGGUGAGGACCCAAGGAAACUACUUUUUGCAACUGUUCCAGGUCUGACUGGAGUCAUUAUGGUGUUAGUAUUAUUCCUAAUGUGUACAGCUUCCACAUAUGCCAUCAGGGUUUCAAACUAUGACAUCUUCUGGUACACACACAACCUUUUCUUUGUCUUCUAUAUGCUGCUGAUGCUGCAUGUUUCUGGGGGAGUGCUCAAGUACCAGACCAACUUAGAGGAACACCCUCCUGGUUGCUUUAAUCCUAACAAAACGCUCCGACAGAAUCUGACUGUGCCAAAGGCUUUUGAAGAGCUGUUUCCUGACUAUACUGCUGAGCCUUUCCCAGAGGAUCUACCAGUACCAGAACCCUUUGUACAAAAUAGCUUUAUGAGAAUUUGUUCCGAGGAACCCAAGUUCCAGUCGCACUUCCCAGAGACCUGGUUCUGGAUUUCCGGACCUCUGUGCCUGUACUGUGUGGAGCGGCUGUACCGCUACAUCCGCAGCAACAAGCCAGUCACAAUCACCUCAGUAAUAAGCCACCCCUCCAACGUCCUUGAAGUCAGGAUGGUGAAAGAUGAUUUUGAAGCAAGGCCUGGUCAGUAUGUUAUUCUUCACUGUCCAAGAGUGUCUGCCCUGGAAAGCCAUCCAUUCACUCUUACAAUGUGCCCUACAGAUACCAAAGCAACGUUUGGGGUCCACCUAAAAGUAGUAGGAGACUGGACAGAAAGAUUUCGGGAUUUACUGCUUCUGCAUUCAAAUCAAGAUACAGAGAUUCUGCCCAUCUUUCAGCAGAGACGCUAUCCCAAAGUGUAUGUGGAUGGACCUUUUGGAAGUCCCUUUGAGGAAUCCCUGAACUACGAGGUCAGCCUCUGCGUGGCUGGAGGUAUUGGGGUUACACCAUUUGCAUCUGUGCUCAACACACUGCUUGACGGCUGGAAGUGCUACAAGCUCAGAAGACUCUACUUCAUUUGGGUGUGCAGGGACAUUGAGUCUUUCCGCUGGUUUGCAGAUCUGCUCUGUAUGUUGCAUAACAAGCUUUGGCAGGAGAAUCGGCCAGACUAUAUAAAUAUCCAGCUGUACCUCAGUCAGACAGAUGGAAUACAGAAAAUAAUUGGUGAAAAAUAUCAAGCUUUAAACUCCAGGCUUUUGAUUGGACGACCCCGGUGGAAGCUCCUGUUUGAUGACAUAGCAAAGUGCAAUAGGAGGAAGACCAUUGGAGUUUUCUGUUGUGGACCAAACAAAAUCUCUAAGAUACUUCAUAAACUGAGCAACAGCAGCAACUCUUAUGGGACAAGGUUUGAAUACAAUAAAGAGUCCUUCAGCUGAAAGUCUGUUGGAACAAGACUCUCUAGAAGAUAAAAGUGCAAUUUUUUGUUUGUACAAUGUAAAAGUUCAGCUGUGGUUUAAACAGACAGAAAUGUACCAAAGAAUAGCACAAAUGUUUUUAUUUAUGAUUAUUUAAGACUGAUGGAUGCAGCAGUAUACCAACAAAUAAUCAGUGCUUUUACUCAAAUACGCUCACACAAUAUUUGUGGUGGGAGGGAUUCUUUGGAUUUGUUUCUGUUAAUUAAAAAGUACAGAAGCUGGGGAAAGAUACUUUAAAAGCUGAUGGAAGAAGAAUCUGUGGAAUGUUUGAACUUCUUCCACUUCAGUCCUCUGAAGCUGGAUCAGUAAAUGGAACCCCAGGUUAAUCCAAGCAGCAAAACAAACUGUAUUACAAAAAAAUCUUGCUUUUGUUGGUAUACAAAUCUUAAGGCUUUGGGAUGAAAAAAUUUUAUUAUACAUUGCAGAACCGGGAUUCUGUAUUUAAAAUAUAGAGUGUUACUCUUGCUAGUCUACUUCUGUAAUGAAGUUAACCUAAGGAAAAGUGAGCACAAUUGUGUAGCACCUGUGGGCAGCCUCUGCUGUGAUGUUAGUCACAGCCUUUUGGCAAGCACGCAUCUCUACGUGGAGAACUUUGUAUCUUGCAUCAGUUCAGUAUUCAGUGAGUUUGCAAAAUAAUUAUGAUUUAUGCAGCCAUAAAGAUGGAGCAAGAAAAGCAAAGAACAGGAGCAGACAGGACCUGAAGUUUUAUUAUACCACACACUCAAAUGGAAGUUGCACUCACUCUGCACUUGCAUGCCCUGAAUGUUAAACACUUCAAGCUUUCAGAUGCUCUGACUAUUUUACAACACAGCAGGUUGAAAUCCAGUUUUUGGGGUCCCAGAAUAUGUUUGGUUGACUGUGAUCCUUGGAGUGUCUUCCCUGGAUCCCUGUUUGUUUGUCCUGGUGCCACAGAAAGCAGGAUCUACAGCAGAGUGAGAAUGAACCCUUCAGCUCUGUGGCUCCUUGGCUGAUGUGUGCAGAUAGAAACCUUGCAGGAGCUGCAGUAUGCUUUCAGUUUGUUCCACAGAGGAAGAUCUCAAAACAUCCCAAUUUUAAGCUCUCCUUCCCGUCCCCUCCCCUCAGCUGUUUUCUGCCCAUAAUUGCCAUGGGAGAGCUAAAGGUUGAAACUGGUACUUCAUGACUUUUUGGUUUUGAGGAGCACCUUUUUUUUGUCCAUCCAUAUAGCCAAUCCAACUUCUUUUAUUUCUUCUUUUCUUCCUUUUCCUUACUUUGCUGAGAUGAGGGCAUUUAAACAGGGAUCAGACACUUAGCUGGCAUAAAUAGGCACCACUCUAGUGUCUCUUAAUAGAGCAGCAUCACUUUAACAUGGUGAAAUCUUCCACUUGAUCUCCAGCAGAAGCUUGGGAGCAGUACAGUGUAGUGUUUGCAGCGUACAUUGGCAGAGGCUGGCUUCAGAACUCUCAUGCCUGUGGUUCACCUGUAUUUAGGGCAAUGCAUUUGCUUUCAUUUAGAUCUGUCCAAUUAAUACCUUUUUUAUUUUAGUGGGAAAGGCACUAAAUUUCUGCUUGGGAUACAGACUCUGUACCAGAGUCUGCAAGUAUCAGUGUGAGUGUUCAGAGGGAAGCAUUCUUCUAGUAGGUGGUGUACAGGCAUCCUGCAUGUAUAACUAGUGAGAAUGAGUUUGGUCUUUGCCUUGGCAGCUUUUGCUCAGGAGUUGCACUCAGUGAGCAGCAGGGAGGAGGUGCAUCAGUGAAGCCACGUGGGAAUGUGUUCCUCAGUGUCCAGAGCUGGCACCGAAGUCUCUACCUCUGGCUCUGCCCAAUUUGAAAUCCAGGCAGGAAGGAAAGAACCAGAUAUAGACAAAUUCCUACUAAUGAAAAUUCUCGAAGUAGCCCAGAUGAAAGAAGCCAAAAUAGAAAUGCAGUGAGAGAUGGGAGCCUACAUUACAGCUACUGAUUUAUUUUUUUUUUCUCUUUGAGGCAGAAAGGACCAUUAUUUUCGUACUGGAUCUCAUUCAUCCAUCACUGUAAAACUGGAGGUGUGCAGCAAAGAAUUAGAUUCUUUUUAAUCAGUAAGAUUUAUCUCUAAUACUGCCUGCAUAGAUUUUAUAAUAAACAUAAAACUGUUGGCAAGAUGCACAAAUACUGGAUAUUGUAGGUCCUGCAUACUUUUUUUGUUUUCUGGCUGUUAGUUUGAAGCAUGAUUGAAAUCAUGCCUGCAUCUGUUACCCACAGCUAGAAAGUGAUCUUUCCCUCUAGUUUUGGGAUCUAGUAUCUCAUGCUUUUAAAAUACAGUUUAGAGUCAUCUAAUCACUAUGUUGUUUGUGGUUUUACAUCUCCUCUGACAGAUAGAGGCUCCAUUACCAUAUAAUGAGCAGCUAGUUUUGCAGUUAGCUCUGUGCUAAAGCAGAUUAUAUUUCUGGCUCAGCUUCUGCAUAGGUAACACUUUAUAAUUAAAACAGUAAUACUAGUACUGUGCUGUUAUUCUGCAUUGUUGCAGGAGUUGAUGCUGUUUGUAGGCAUGUUAAACACAUGUUUUUACAUUAAGCAGUGCUGUCACAGCAAGAUUAAAGCAGAUCCAGGCUGUCCUCUUUUCUGUCUUUGUGUUGUAUCUGACUCAGCUGACCCACUUGUAAAACAAGCUCUGGACUGUCUGCCUUUCUGGAGUGUUUUGAGGCUUAAUUAAUGUUUGGUGCACAAGCAGUAGAAAGAGCUAUCUAAUUGCUAUGCAAAUGUGCUUAUGUUUUAUUUUGGGAAAACCUUUCUGUUGCUGAUUUGAGUAAUUGCUAGACCAGGUGAGGUAGAGUUUGGGAAAGUCUAAAAGCUUCAGUUGUUUUUUUUUCCUUUUUCUUGAGCUAUUCUUCUGUAAGAGAGGCAAAAAGCUUAAGAGUUGUUGAGUGACUGUGACUUGGCUUCAGGAGUGGCAGAUAUUAUGAUAAACACAAUUUUUUUACAGGCUAUGUUGUCAUUGCUCUAUCUGAGUGUGUCUUCAGCUUGCAAAACAGAGUCAAGCCCUCUUCUAAACUCCAUUGCUUUUAUAUCUGUAAGCCAAAUCUAUGUUAAAAUAUAACUCAGUGCCAGACAAGUAAGUGAAGGCUGACAGCACUCAAUUCCACAUUUCAGAUCAACGGGAUUUACGUAAUUGAGCAUCACUUUGCACUUUAAACUGUGUCUUGUGAGUCUGUCAUAGGUGUCUUGCUGGCAGGGGAAGGAUCCCGUCCUGUAUUCUUCCAGUUUUCACUCAGUCUUUCACAAAGCUGCAGACCUGUCAGUGUUUGUUCAGGAGGGUGUUUGUGUUUUAUUAAUCAGAAUUGUUUCAGGACUCUUUUUUAGACCAGGAAUGUUUCCAUACCAUGAUGAAAAUCAAGCCCUUUUGCUGCAACAAGAGUCCAGCCCUUGUGCAGCAGUGUGGGACUCAGGGCUUUACACAGCUAACAGCAGGAUUAAUCAGAUGUACCCAAGACCUAUUCCCAUAUCACUGAGAUUACUUGUGUGAGUAAAUCUCCACUGCCACAACAAAGAACAGCAGAAGUGAGCCCUGAUGUUGCGUGGGAAGGCCUAGUGGGGACUGACCUUCACCACCAAAGUCCCUCCACAAUGAUUAUUCCAGCCCAUUGUUUGGAGCAACACUUCCCUGUUUCAGUAUGUGGUACUACUGCUAGCAAGUGAGUUCUUCCUUGUCUUUUUCUCCUCUUCUAGCCUCUAGCACAUAGGUGGCAAAGAGAUUUGAAGCCUGCUGAGAGAGGGCAGAUAAUGCAUUAAGUAGCAGACAGCCAUGUUGGGAACAGUAAUUCAGCUGUAACAGCCUAACAGAACAGAGAAGUAAUGAUUUAGUAGGACUUGGAGAACAGAAGCCUAAGAGGAAAACCUCUACUCAACUCGUUUAAUACGCCAGGUUAUUGUUUCAAACCACAAUACAUGGCGCUGGGGAAGCAGACAUGAGGCUAAAGAGUCACUGCCUAUAGCAGUUCAAGGACCAUAAGUCAGAGAAGAGGCAAAGUUAUUAAAAUGCAGUGUUUACUGUUUUAAAAAAUAAAAGCGCUUCUAGGGAGAUUAAUUUUCACUUCAGCCUGGCAAUCAUUUCAUAAACUCACCAGUUUGAUGUAAUGCAAGGUAGAUCUCUUCUUCUCUGGAUUAUGCAUCCAAUUUUUCUGCAUAUUUUCCAUCCCUCACAAUUUCAACCAGUUUUUAUUGUUUUAGCCAAGAGGAUUUAACAAGAAGGUUUAAUCAAAAUGCCACUGGUGCCUGUGCUGAGCAGAGGUUUUCUGCUAUGAAUAUACAUUUUUCAGGGAUAUAUAUAUGUAUAUAAUAUAGCUGAUGACUCAGCUGUGAACAGUGAUUUGGGAUUCACAUUGUUUCUGCUGCUGGUGUAUUUCAUUAAGGCCACUACAGUGAUGCACUAGCAAAAUGUAUGGAGCUGAAAUGAGACUCUUCAUUCUCAUAAAGAGCCUGGUAUUUUAGUGCCUGUACUAAGCACAGUAAAUCCUAGAAACUGAAAUUUCCUUUGUAGGCACAGUAGAUUAAUUAGCAUCUUUUAAGGUUAAAAAACCUGAGUCCUCUGCUGGACUGACAUGUAUAAUGAAUGCUCUGACACAAGGUUUUUGAGCAACAAAUGCUUCUCCUUAAAGGGCUGGAUGAGGAUAGCUGAAGGUUAUUAUCUGAAGGUUUAGUAUCCUGCUAAUUGUAUCACCCAUGUUGUUGGAGGGAUGAGAUCUGUUUUGGUACCAAGGAAUGAGAUCUGUUUUGGUACCAAGGAAUGUUGUGCCCUUCCUCUGAUGUUAUGAAUAUCUCUAAACUUCAGUGGAUCCUCAAGGUUUACUAUGCCUGAAGUGUUAUAUUCUCUAGAGGUUUCCUAUUUCUAAGAGACAGGUGCUGGAUCUGUACUAAGAACAGUGGAUCUGUCCCAUUAUCACAUGGGCACAGAGAGAAAGCUGGAAAAAGCCACAUGUCCCAGGGGCAGAUUGCUUCUUAACAGAGCCCUUGGAUGAGAGGGAAGGCUGUUCCUGGAGCUCCAGGUAAACUGUUGUCAACUGAGGAGCAACCCAAGGAGGGAAGGAGAGGAUGAUGGAUGCCACCAAUAAACAGGGUGAAGUAUUUUGUACCUGGGAGCCAAGGGGAGGGAGGAGACAUUCUUCUUAGCUUCUCAAUGUUAGAAAUUAAAACCAAACCCCAUUUUCUAGAUGUGUAUACAGAGUCUCCCUGGGGGUUGAGAGCUAAUGUAUGCAAAUGCAUUGCAUUUCCAUGCACAGCUCAGUGCUAAAGCCCAGAAGUAAACUAGUAUAUUAUAGAAAACACCCUGGAAAUAAGCAAUUCUUUGAAAUAAAACCUUUACUCUUUCAAGUUAACUUCUGAAAAACAUCUAUUCUGCAGCUGCGGAAUUGGGAAAAGGCUUUACCUGUUAACUCCUUUUCACCAAAAUACUGGAGUGUGGAGUUCUCUGUGUCAGCUGUAAGUAGCUUUGACAGUUUGAUAAAUAAAUUUUGUGUUUGUUGCUGCUGACCCUAGGAAAGGACAGCCUUGAGGAUAAGAAGCAGUGUUACAUAAAUGUCUAGUGUACAUGGCAACACUGAGCAGGGAGACGCUGCUGCAUUGCUUUUGGUGCACCAGUCACAUUAAAAUUCUGUCAUUGCAAGGUCACGUUGCUCAUCUCAUACUCUGCAACUCUGGGGAAGAAAUUUGGAUGAGAGAUGGGGGAGGAAAAGCAAAAACUUCCUCCUUGUGCUGUAACCAAGAAUAUAUUCAUCGACAGCAGGGCACUUGUUUUGAUUUCAAAAGAGCAUGCCAUUUCUUUUUCAGGGAUAACGGGUUCCCUCCUGUGUCAUGGAGUUUGCAUGUUAGAAGUGUAACAAAGUGAUAACGGGUUGCUUCCGAAUUGAAUAAAUAACGCCUCAAGCUUUUGCUUCUCCCUUGAAUAGUCUGAGAGAAAUGCAAAAUACCAGAGAGCACAUAGAGUGGACUGUGUCCCAAGCUGCACUCGGCACAGCCUGGUUAGGAAUGCUGCACAGCAGCUCUGCAAGCUGCUGGGAAGAGGCAAGGCUGAGGUUGUGGGUUUGGUCCCUGGAUGGACCAUUCAUUUAAAUUGUGAUCCUUGUGAGUCCUUUCCAGCUCAGAUUAUUCUGUGAUUCUGUGUAACUGUUUAAGAACAUGUCAGUGAUGCAUGGUCUGUGGUCAGAAGCAGGACAGGUCGCCACACUGUCUGUCACAUCUCUGAACCAUGAUGAGCCUCAGCCAGUCCUAAGUAUGCUUUGGCAAAGGUGGAGUCAGGGGCUCUUGGACUGAGUCUGCAGGGUGAGAUGAACGGUGUAUUAGACAGAGCUGGAUUAGCCUCCUGUGUGCACUUUCAAGCCUGGAGCUCAGAGCUGUCAUACCUGAGGGUGAAUUGACCCAAAGGUCAGACCAGCUAGGCAAUGAGCUGGUCUGACCUUUGGGUACAGUCACAGUUCCAUGGUUAGAUGAAAGUACAGACAAGCCCUGUGUAUUUCUCCAGCUUUGUUGUUCAGGGGCAGGAAAGCAGGCUAUGUUAUUGUACCUCAUUCGGUGUUAGAUGCUUGAACGCAGGUACUGUUUAGAGCAGAGGAGGAUGGUGAAUGCCAGCUUCCACCCACAACUGAAUACACCCUGCCCAUUUUUCCAGUAGUGUUCUUGAGGAGUAAAUGGCAAAGUCUCUGCAGAGAAGACACAAGUGCUUCAUUUUUCUUUUAUUGUAUCAGAGCAACAUAAUUAACUGUUAAAAAAUAUUUGCUAUGACUGUGAAUAUUCACUUAUGACAUUAUUCUUUUUGACUGUUUAAGCCCUAGUAACAAUUUGAUGCACACUUUUUGACAAAAACGUAAUGUCCCAAAGCUUUAAAAUAUAGCUUAGAUGGAACUUGGCAGGGGUUCUCCACCUGAUAGUGAAAUAUCAUUUUCUGUUGGAGCUGGAUGCAUUUGUGCUUCAUUCAUCUUGGUCUGCUCCAUCACCAUGGAAGAUUAGAGGGAGCUGGGCUUUCAGGUCCUUCUCUUCCUCUCUGCAUAUAACCUCAGCCUUCAUCUAGAGGUGUGUUUGGACCUUUGGAUCACUGGAUACAUCAUCACUUAUGUGUCCUUCAUAUAGUCCUCCUUUUGUGCUCUUCCUCCCUCCAUAGCACAAAUUGUAUUAGGAGACUUUUCCCACUCUUUGUUUCCUGUGACUCAGGAAAAUGCCAUUCUGGGAAAUGCAGAGGGCCUCAAUUUUAUUUGCAGCAUGCACCAACCUGUGUAAUGCUCCUGGUGUGCACAAUCUUGUAGUCUCUUUGAUUAGCUUCAAGAAAACGUGGAGUGCAGCAUCCCAAUGCUGGAGGCGCUUCUGGCAAUCAGAGGAGAGGCAGUGCUACAAGGACAGAUAUGUAGAAAAUGGGAAAACUUGUAAGAGCAAAGAUUACAUCAUCUUCUGAAUGAGAAUUGGGGAUGUGGUUUUGAAAAAGUCAGAUCACUCACUUGUGGCUACCACAGAAAUUAAGUCAUGCUUCUGCUUUCACACGUAGGCAUUUCAGGACACUGGGCAGUCAUGCAAAGGGUUUAUUUUUUUCAAUUACAUUUGCUAUUUCCAUACAGCCCCUACUUUAUCAGCUGCAUAUAAUUUCAUUCUUUCACUGAUUAAAUAUUUCCUCGCCUGGUUUCUUUGCUUCUGGGAGCUUGAGAGCUCAUUGUUUAUAAAGGGAAAGAAGAAGUAUUGUGCUGUUAAGCAGACAGCUCCCAACACAAAUGUUCAGCUCUGCAUCUUUGAAAGGGAGGCCUUGAUGCUGCUGUGAGUGCAGAAGGGCAGAGCUUUCACUGAGAUUCAGGUGUGACCAGGAUCCUCUUCCAGGCUUCAUAUAUUGAUGAAGCUCAGGGCUUAUUAAUUAGCUUUUUCUGAAAAAGUUACCCUUAGUCCAAAUGUGCCAGGUUGUGAAACCCUUACUCACAUUGAGUUUUCCUCUCUCUGUAUUCCUUCUGAUCAUUUUCAGGAGCAAUUUUGAUGAAACAUGUUUGGGUAAGAAAUGGUUCUCUUGGUCUGUGGUAGUUGAGAAGAAAAGUCAUAAUUGUGGUAUCUCCCCUCAAACUGACGUCCAAAAAAGUAUUUUGAAGGGCCCAGCUGUAUUAGAUCCAUAAUGUGUAUAUGGGCAGUUUCUUUAAGGAUCUAUGAUUUUACAUUUUUUUAUGUAAAUAUAAUUUCAUUUUCAGAACCAACCAAACAAAAAAAUACAAAGCAUCUUUUUUAUGUUGAAAAUGCUUGUAUGUCCAAAACACAUCUAUUUUAAAAUAAUUCUUCCAAGAUGCUUAGAAGAAGAGUGGAAACCAUCUUGAAAAAAUUCUUCUAAUAGCAAAGUAUUCUUUGGUUUUGUUUUUUUUUUUUUUUUCUUUCCAACCUUCAUUAGUGAAAAAGUUCAGUUCAAACUAAGCAAUAGUACCACAGUCUGAGCUUCAGCAAUGCAGUGUCUUCCUUUUGAAGCAAGGCAUCUCUCUAGGAUCAUGUCUACACUGUCAUCUGAACCUUCCAGGCAAUGUCUGUAGCAGGUCUGGACUUGGGUUUAUGUGAGCAAGAAGACAUGAUCAAUUUUUGUCUUACUUUGGGUAAUUAUUUGGAACUCAAAGGCCAUGUGAGAGUUUGAUGUGGUAAACAGGCAGGAACUGGAGCCCCUGGUACAAGUGUGAGUAUGCUGAAAAGACCUUAGGCUGUUAUCUCACUAGUCAAAUUAAUUAAAAUCCAGUCUCAAGAAGGAAGAUGUGGGCCACAAAGGAAAUUCUUGCCAUCCCUAAAAUUUGGAAAAAGCACUAAACUAAGGUUGGCUUUCCAAUUUUUCUUUUAAGAAAUGAGUCUUGAAAAUCGUUAUUUACAGUUAACAUGUAUAAUGAGACUGAAAAAUUAAUGUCUCGUCUUUUCUGUAGCGGCAGGUCUUAAGUUUUUCACUUCUGACCACAUUCUUCUCUCACUCUUUCCUGUCGCGAAAGCAAGAGACCAGAAAAUUCUUUCUGAAUUUCCAGGUCUGUAAUUAUAUAUCUUUGCCACUAGAGGUGAAAUAAAAAUAAUUUAUUAAAAAGGAAGGUGACAUUUACUUUUUAUAUCUCUUUACAAUGUGCAAGAUAACCAUUUUGGAAAGUAUUCGCAUAAAUGUCCACAAUUUUGAGUACUCAAUGUUCUUUUCAGAGGUGCCUGUUUAUAUUAAUGUAAUUUCAAUCUGUUCUUAUGUUUUUAUAGAUCAGGAUGUGGUACAAUUCUCUGAAGAGAAAUGUCUGCUUAGUUUCCAAGUGGAACAGAAAGCAAAAUUUGUCCCUGAACUUUCAUUUGUUAAGUUUUUCACCCAAGCUUGACUUUAAGAAAAAGAAUGGUGGGUUCAUGUCUAUAACAAGUCAUACUCUUGCUGUGUGAAGCAGCCCAUUUUGUAGCUUCAGCUUGCUGCCCCCCAACACAAGAGAGGAACUGUGUUUCUCUGACUGGAAGGACUUAAAUACGUCACUAUUGUACCUGCAUGCCUCAUAAACCUUCAAGGAGUAAGCAAUAAGCUUUCUGAAUCUGUUAGUUCCACUAAGAUGAAGGAAAAUUUUUACCAGUUGUCUAUAUAAUGAGGCAGAACUAGAAAACUGAUCAUUAAAAAAGCUUUGGGUUUUCUUUUUCCUAUUUUUUGGGGUUUAUUUAUUCUUCUCUUUUUUAUGAGUCAUGAUCAGAACUCUUUUCCCUCAGUGUCCCUUUCUUAGUUACACAGUGUUGUGAGGGUAGAUGAAAUCCAUUGGCUAAAAAAAGGACUCAAACAGGGCUCUUGAGCUUAUCUCAUGUUGUUACACAGUUCCCCUACAAACCAGUCACUCUGUGCAGGAUUUUCAGACUAACAAGAAGAACUCAAAUUCACUGAGAUUUUUAUAACCAACUGCAUUAGGUUUCUUUCUAAAACCCUUUCUUUUUGCCUACCAGUAAAAUGGGGACAGCCACACCGGAAGAGAAUUUUGAUUUGCCUGGCAAAUAGUCCUUCAUUUAAAAUUUGUUUCAUUAAAAUACAAAAUCCUGGUUGCAGUGUGGAAAGGAGGCUUCUUGCCCAAAAUACUCAUCUGAAUUAGCCAUUUUAUCUUAAUGGCAGUCCUGACAACUCAAGUCUUUGGCUGCUGAGUUCUUUUGCUGUUCAGAUGUUACUUUUACAUUCUGUUAUAUUAGCAGAUCAUCUUAAUGUGAUUUUAUGUCUUUUAUUGUAUUUGACAAAGCACCAUAUGUUUAUACAUCAUGUAAUUAUGGCACUGUACUCUAAAGGUAUUUACUUUACAGGAAGCUUCAUGACUUUGGAAUAAACAACC